AUGGAACGCGGUAAGGUAGAGAGAGUUUCGGCAGAUGAGUUAAGUGAAGUAGAUUCAUCUUUCAACCAACAAGAAAGUCCGCGUUUCCCUCCAUGGACGAGUUCACAGAUCAAUGCAAUGAUUUUGCCUCAAACUCGCAACAUUUGUGAUAAUACACAGAUGGCGACUUUAAAUGACGAAAUGUGUAAUGGACGCGAGACUAGACCGUCAGCGCCAUUGUUAACAUCAAUGUCAGAACCGAAUAUGAGACAAAUUCAGCAAUGUGACACAAAUCGGACACAGGAGACUGACAAACUGGACCGACUAUUCGAGUUAUUUGCAGACAUGAAACGAGACGUUAGUCAGAAAAUUGACGCAAAACUGGACGCACUUGGUCAGGACUUUAAACAAAGGCUAGAUAAAAGCGACGAAAAAUUUGACGUAUUAAACCGUACUAUGACCGAAAAUUUUGAACGAACGACAAAACAGAUGACAGAAUUAAAUAACACCACUCAAAAGCUCAGCCAGAGAUUUGAGACUUUGUCCAACCGAGUCACUAAACAGGAAGAAACUUUGGUUACAUUCACACAUGAAACAAAAAACAAUAUCGCCCGAUGUGAGAAUCAGUUAACGCAAAUAGUUAAUGUGCAGCAGGAAGUGAACACCCGUGUGGAAGAGUUAGCUCAGGCCCACACUUCAGCUAGCUCCACCCAAGGAAAGUUGACUGAAGAAGUGGGAAAUAUUACCCAACAACUCACAAUGGUAGUUCUUGAACAAACCCACCUCAAAGAAAAGAUAGAAAAAUUAGAAGACCGAGCGGACCUCGCGUCACUAAACAACGACACCAACAUGGCCGAAAGAAUUGUACAUGAAUGUAAAUUGUGUGACGACUAUCUGGACAAAAAACUUGAAACAAUUACACAGGACAUACUUUCAAAAACAAAGACACAUGUUAAAGACGGGCCAAAAACUACAGAAGACGAAGUGACAAAAUUACGAGACAAUGGUGUGCCGUGUUUGGCGAUUGGUGCAAACGCAUCGCUAGGAAACGACAAAACAGCUAAAACCAUGGCUAAUGACACAGACAGAACACCUAUUGUGAAAUCACCUAUUUCCAAUCAAAAUUACAAUGUGCCGCCUUCUUUUCCACCAAACGAGCAAUAUUACGACACGACACCUAGAGUAGCAAGUGACACAAACUACGUCAAUACAGUUAUGCCAACCGGCAUGGCCGAUGACACAUUAAUAGGAGUACCGGAGAAUGACGUUAAGACUUUCUUAAACUUCUUAGAUCAAAUGGACGUAGUUUACAGAGGCGAUUCACGCCAUUCAAAUUUUAUUCAUAUUAGUAACCAAAAUCAGCACCCACCCCAAAGGAACCGUAGUGACGGUGGUUGGUGGAACCAUCCGUCCGCGCCGCGACACAAUACGAUGCCAGCGCGCGAAACAUAUUCAAAUGGAAACGUGUAUGACAGUAGGAACAACCGCAGAUAUUCGUGGAAUAAUAAUAAUAAUAAUAAUUAUCACCCAUAUCAAAAUGGUAACUACAAGCAAAAUGAAAAUUACAGGCAGUACAACAACAACAACAAUAGGAGACGUGAGAAUAACCGGUACAACCCGGGCUACUUUGACAGGAACGUGACAUAUAACAGACAUAAUUACCACCAAAACAUUAGCAAUCCCAACAAUCACCGACAGAAUAUGUGGAACACACAAAAUUCACGCAUGACAAAUCAUAACCCUCCACGGAAUCCGCCCCGUUCCCUAGUACAGUUAUGCACUCCCCGCCACGAAGUAGCAAUAACAAUUGCGGCGCGCCAUCAGCUGACGCGUGGGCGCCAACCGGCCGGAAUGUAA
Schistocerca nitens (vagrant locust) is the source of this 1836-nucleotide messenger RNA. Its product is annotated as GATA zinc finger domain-containing protein 4-like. NCBI's taxonomy places the organism in Eukaryota, Metazoa, Arthropoda, Insecta, Orthoptera, Acrididae. The transcript is spliced from 2 exons. The record is from RefSeq and is a predicted model, not a curated record. Bases 1 to 1836 code for a protein of 611 amino acids.